Messenger RNA from Alternaria novae-zelandiae, 1053 nucleotides. RefSeq lists its product as uncharacterized. The coding region runs from base 1 to 1053 and encodes 350 amino acids. Lineage: Eukaryota; Fungi; Ascomycota; Dothideomycetes; Pleosporales; Pleosporaceae. The transcript has a single exon. The record is from RefSeq and is a predicted model, not a curated record. Gene Ontology annotation, molecular function: zinc ion binding; oxidoreductase activity.
AUGACAUCUGACAACAAAAUGCACGCCAUCGCAGUCACCGAAUAUGGCCCAAUCACAAACCUGCAAUCCAUUUCCGUCCCCAAACCUCCCUCUCCCCAAGGCCACGACAUCCUCGUCCGCCUCCGCGCCUGCUCCGUCAACCCCGUCGACACAAAAGUCCGCGCCGGCACCUACGACGACUACCCAGACUACUUUUCACGCACGCCUGCACUCCCGCAAAUCCUCGGUUUCGACGGCGCCGGCACGAUCGAAAGCGUCGGAUCUUCCGUCCAGAAUUUCAAACCCGGCGACGAAGUCUACUACGCCGGUUCCCCAAUCCGUCAAGGUAGCAAUGCAGAGUACCAACUAGUCGAUUCGCGAGCCGUGGCGCUCAAGCCAAAGAGUUUGGAUUGGGGAGAAGCUGCUGCUAUGCCGUUGACGUGGAUAACGGCUUACGAGGCACUAGUCGAGCGGAUGGAGAUACGAAAGGGUGAAAAGGCUGGUAUCUUGAUCAUUAACGGCGCGGGAGGUGUGGGCAGUGUGGCGAGUCAGAUUGCACGGAGGGUACUCGACUUACCCGUUGUAGUCACCACGGCGUCUAGAGAAGAGACAGUCGCUUUCUCAAAAGAUGUAGGAGGGGCUACGCAUACGAUUAACCACCACAACGACCUCGCGGAAGAAGUUGAGAAGUUGAAGCUGGAUGUACCGAUCAAAUACAUUUUCAUCACGCACACACCUACAUCCGGCUAUCUCGCCCCCGCCGCCAAGAUCUGCGCUCCCUUCGGAAAAGUUUGCUCUAUUGUCCAAGACAAAGAGAUGCCCAUGUACGGCACGGAGUUCAUGGCAAAGAGUCUGACGUUUGUGUGGGCGUUGCUGGGGACGAAACCGUAUUAUGGUGUUGAUGUGGAGAGUCAUGGGAGGAUUUUGAAGGAGUUGGCGGGGUUUCUGGAUCAGGGCGUUGUGAGGUGUCAUUGUAAGCAGAGGUUGAGGAUGGAUGAGGAAGGGAUAAGAGAUGCGCAUGGGAUUAUUGAGGGGGGGAAAGCUGUGGGAAAGGUUGUACUUGAGUUUGAGUAG